Molecule: messenger RNA, 6503 nt
Organism: Gasterosteus aculeatus aculeatus (three-spined stickleback)
Lineage: Eukaryota; Metazoa; Chordata; Actinopteri; Perciformes; Gasterosteidae
Product: potassium voltage-gated channel subfamily B member 2
Biological process (GO): action potential; protein homooligomerization; potassium ion transmembrane transport
Cellular component (GO): neuronal cell body; dendrite; membrane
Molecular function (GO): protein binding; delayed rectifier potassium channel activity
Source: RefSeq, a predicted model, not a curated record
CUUUCCCUCUAUCUCUCCCUCCCUCUCUCUCUCUCCCUCCCUCUCCGCCGGGCCGCUGGCUGAUUGAGCCAGCAGGUUCUCUCUCUCUCUCUCCGCUGUGACCCCUCAUGGCUCUCUGCUCUGCGGACACAUUUCUCAGGACAUUUGCUGUCCGACGCUGGUAGAUUUAUUUAUUUUCCUUUCGGGGGCCAAUAUGCGGAUCUCCAGCGGUCUUUUUGCUCUCGGGAGGCUUCGUGGAUCCGUGGCUGGCGGCGAGAGGAGGCGGCUGGGAUAACUAACCGGACCGGGUGCUAUGGUGGGACCUCCUGGAGGGGCAAGAGUUUGGCUUUCCCAAAAAAUCAGCAGUUUCAGCUCAGCCAUGGAUCCAACCAGGAGUGUAGUGUUCUGAACCCACCCAGGUGACCUUGGUGGGCCGCGUUACCCAUAAUCGACCACUGGCGUCACCAUCCCCGUCUGCAUACACAGCAACACAACCCCCCCCCCCCACGCGAAGCAAACAUGUCGGACAGAGGGAACAUGAGCACGCUGAAAGUAAACGCCGCAGCUCCGGUGCUGCCCCCCGAGCCCAUCGACAUCAUCCGCAUCAAGGCCCGCUCUCGCCGGGUCAGGCUCAAUGUCGGGGGUCUCACGCAUGAGGUCCUGUGGAGAACACUGGACCGGCUGCCCAGAACCCGCCUGGGACGGCUAAGGGACUGCAACACCCACGAAUCGCUCCUGGAGAUCUGCGAUGACUACACCCUCCCUGACAACGAAUACUUCUUCGACCGCCACCCGGUGGCCUUCUCCUCCAUCCUCAACUUCUACCGAACGGGGAAGCUGCACAUGAUGGAGGAGAUGUGUGCCCUGUCCUUCGGCCAGGAGCUGGACUACUGGGGCAUCGAUGAGAUCUACCUGGAGUCGUGCUGCCAGGCGAGGUACCACCAGAAGAAGGAGCAGAUGAACGAGGAGCUGAGGAGGGAGGCGGAGACGCUGAGGGAGAAGGACGGGGUGGAGGAGGAACACGGCUGCUGUCCCGACAAGAGACAGAAGCUCUGGGACCUGCUAGAGAAACCCGGCUCGUCUGUGGCCGCAAAGGUCCUGGCUAUGAUCUCCAUCCUGUUCAUCAUCAUCUCCACCAUCUCGCUGUCCCUGAACACCCUGCCUGAGCUGCAGGUUGUCGAUGAGUUUGGCCAGUUCAAUGACAACCCCAGCUUAGCCCAUGUGGAAGCUGUCUGCAUUGCCUGGUUCACCAUGGAGUACAUACUACGCCUGCUCUCAGCACCUGACAAGUGGGAUUUCAUCAAAGCGCCACUGAAUAUCAUUGAUUUGCUGGCUAUCCUGCCUUACUACGUGACCCUCUGUCUAACCGAGUCGAACAAGAAUGUUAUGCAGUUCCAAAAUGUGCGCCGUGUAGUCCAGAUAUUCAGAAUUAUGAGAAUCCUUAGAAUCUUGAAGCUGGCCAGGCACUCAACAGGGCUCCAAUCUUUGGGCUUCACUUUGCGAAGAAGCUAUAACGAGUUGGGCUUACUGAUCCUUUUCUUAGCCAUGGGCAUUAUGAUCUUCUCCAGCUUGGUGUUCUUUGCUGAGAAGGACGAGGACGCAACCAAAUUCACGAGUAUUCCUGCCUCUUUCUGGUGGGCUACCAUUACUAUGACCACUGUCGGUUAUGGAGACAUCUACCCACAAACGCUCUUGGGCAAGAUUGUCGGAGGACUGUGCUGCAUAGCAGGUGUGUUGGUCAUUGCCCUUCCCAUCCCAAUCAUUGUCAACAACUUCUCUGAGUUCUACCGAGAGCAGAAGAGGCAGGAGAAGGCCAUCAAGAGGAGGGAAGCUCUUGAAAGAGCAAAACGAAGUGGAAGCAUUAUUUCCAUUAACCUAAAGGAUGCGUUUGCACGCAGUAUGGAACUUACAGAUGUGUUGGUGGAAAAGAAAGAAGAUGGUAAGUGUCCUUUGGACAAUAACCUGUCCCCCAGCCGCUGGAGCUAUCACAAACACUACUCCAACACGGAAGCGGGUAGCCCCGGCAGGUCCCAACAUUCUCACUACCGGGAGGUGGCUCAGCUUGGCUCCCCCGAACGACUCAAGCCUUUGUCUAACAAAACCACCCUUCAAAACCUCAGUGCGAAACAGCUGGAAGACGUUUACAAUAAGACAGCAGCCAUCCAGGAGCAGCAGGAAAAAGAUGUCGCUGAUCAGUUGGAGAUGAAAACAUUGACUUCCAUUCAAGCACAAAAAACGUCCGCUGAAGACAGCACGGCCAAGAAAUGCUCCAAAGUGGCUGAUGAUUUUACAAAGGAGAGAGGAGAGAGAAGCUCUUUGCUCCCGACUGCCGAAGGAGGUGAAACUUUUGUUCGAUACCAGCGCCUCCCCCCUCCCUUGGAUCUAAGUCAGAUUAGCACCAUGGAGGUAAACAGGGUCGCUGACAGCAUCCAGCCAAUGGCCAUUAUUAAAGAGGGCUUGUAUGAGUUUGUGUCCUCUCCUAAAGGAAAUGCGACUGGAGAUGUGGGUUCGGUGCAACAGAACGUUGAAGGCUUUGGGGUGACCAACGACAGCAUCUGCAGCUCCAAGCAAGAUCAUGGUCACCCUCAAAAGCCCAGAAACCUAAAGGUUGACUUCAUUGGAUCCCAAGACGAUGUUCUAAUGGCGGUGAUGACACCCGUAGCAACGCCAGGCUCCGCUGGCUCGGCCAAGCUUGCUCAACUACUUUUCGAAGACAUCGUGCCCAGGUUUUCUCCUUCUCCAAGCUCAGUUGGCCGGGAAGCUAAGUCUCCGCUGGCAAUCCUGCAAUCUCCAUUUCUGGCCCAGCAAUCUGUCAGUCCAAGUCCCUACUCCCAGGGGGGAGGCGAGGGCUCAUCACCCAGGAGCUUAACAGGUGAAGGGCAGCUCACAGGCUUAAGCCACAAGGGUAAGAAUCACAUGGAAAAGUCUUCGGUCGGCUCAGGUAGCAGCGCCAGCCCACUGACGUCCAAAGUCAGCCCACUCAACUGCACCCAAGAGCUAGUAACUAUGGAAGAAGGAGAGGAAGGAGAAGGAACCCAAGGGGGAGCGGAACAGAGUGGGGAGAAACAAGAAAACCACGUUGUCUCCGACAGGAGCGGAACUCCACCGUGUGAGACGAGUAUGUGAGCAGGAGAAGAUCUCACAGACGGAGAAGCCAAACGGAUGAGUUGAGGAUGGAUGGCAGCAAAUACCCAGAAAGACCACAAAGAAUAUGGCCCAGUGUGGGCUCCGUACCGGUUGACAACGAGAAUGUGGAAGCAGUUUUUCUGGAGCGAUGUCAAAUCCAAGAAAACUUUUGUGCUCUCGUCUCUUUUUGGACAAGCGCUGGGUCCAGAAUGGGACACCCCUGUAGUGUUGUUAUUAUCACAGUGAGGGGAAGUCAACAGCACAUGCCCACUGUCUGCCGAUCUGAAAGACAGCGUCUCACGUCGGGUUCGACAUCGACUUCUUCUUUGUAGACAAGACUGCAUUGCAAAACAGUGGCAACUGAUAAAUCUUAUAGGGCUCAGAUGUGAGCAUAAACAAAGCCUUGUGUGAAUGACGAUGUUGACGACUAUCCUAAGAGAGUUUUUGAGUUCAGCUCGACAGUUUCCAUUUGCUUGCUAUUUAGGCCUAUUUUCGAUGAUGGACUAUUAAGACCUAGGAAAGGCAGAAGGUGGAAGAAAGUUUUUUACUAUUGUAUUAGCAAAAUGUAUCCCAGAAAAAAUGGUUCUCAAUUUGUUGGUGUGGCUUAGUCACCAUUCUCUCAAUCAAGGUAUUACUUUGUUGUAAUGAUAGGGAAUACAAUAAGGAUGCAAAGGCUACCUUAUAUAGAGCUAGACAACUGUUUGCACACAUCACUAGAAAAAAAAAAGAAAAUUCUGAAAAAAAGAAACAGCGUAGGAAACUGACCUAUAUAUAUAAUAGCAGGCAGGUGAAACGUGCAGAAACAAGACAACGAGGAAAGCGCACAAGGACAGGGGACAAGUUGAAGUCCCAGCUCAUCUGUUUUAGUCUCUGUGAGACUGCUGUCUUAUUAAAGGAUAAUUCAGGUUCAUUACAACUUGGGUCUAGUUUUGACCAUAAUUUCCAACGAUAAUAACACUACACUUGCCAUUUUAAUUGUUGAGCUCUAGGAACACGUUCACGUAAAUAAAAACACCAUCCGGUCACAUGAGCAGUCAAACUGUCAGACAAGGGUUCUGAACCCUUCACUGUGUGCACACAGUUCUCAGGCACAGUAAAGGAUUAUUAGCUUAAUUAAAGGUACUUUUGCUUUUAGUUUUACCUCCAAAUAAAGUGGGUAAGCUAAUGUGGAACUGGUGGUUUGUUUCUAACCUGUCUGAUCAUCUUACUGUGUUUUUUCUGAAUUGUGAAGAUCGGUUCCAGGUCCCAUAACCAUUAACUUGGUGAGUAUGUUAUAAUAACCAGUAGGAACGAUGGGGGAAAACUACCGAAGUGGCAUCGUUGCAAAGGCUACACCUUUGGAACCCACUGAGGGAGGUGGAGCCUGAAUGGAAGUGACUCCCCCCGCAGUUUCUCUUGCUCUUCCCAUUAUAUAUUUACAUAUGAUGACUGAGAGGAGAGGGUCCUGAAUGGCUGCUGAUUGUAUCGAGCAGGUGGUGUGAGAGUGCCCUCUACAGGCACUUGAACGAAAGGCCUGUUUGCCUCUUCAGCACUCUUGUAAUCUUGUUAAUGGAUAUAUUUGUAUUAGUUCAGUUGUGCAAUAAUAUGAAUGAAUGCUGAUUUGUUAAACACACAUUUAAUUGUGUGCACAAUGUAUCGCACACAGUGAAGAGACCAGUGAUAAGAAUUGGUGAAAAAUGAAUUCUAACUAUUUUCCCAAAGAAUUGUUACUCUUUGUAGAUCAAUAUGUAAUAUUUUUUGUCUCGAGUUAAAACAAAGGAAUUGCACUUUUAUAAGAAAAACUUGGAGCUGUGUAUUGUUAACAUCUCAGUUUAUUUUUUAAAAGGGUGCCUUUUCAUAAAAAGACCAUUUAUGAGAAGAUGACAAAAGAAAUUUACAAUAUGGCCAGAUUUUUUUUGUUCUUAUUUUCUCUCGUUUGUCUCCGUUUAGCUAAUGUGUUAAUAUGUGAACCCUCUGGUUGUCAGGUUUUGCAGACCUGUAUUGCAUUGUGCUCCCUAAUCAUCUAGUGCAUCUAAUGCAACAUAGCUUACAGUUCUAACCUCACUGUGCCACAACGUCAUUUAUUUUAGCAAAAUGAAUGUUUGUGGAAAGCAGUGGCUUCGGUUAUGCUCAGUAGGGACUUCAGCAGGGAUCAUUUUGGUGCUGUAUUACUGUACAUACUGCAGCACUGUACAAAAUGGACACAGGCAGAUCUGUAGGUGUUGGGUACCCACAACAAAGAAAGUGCACCCCCCAACAUGUGGAAAUGAUACAAUAGGGACAUUUGUAGACCACAUCGGCUUCCGUGCAGUAGCUUUAGAGAUGCACUGGGAGGUAAAUAUUUCUUUAUAGACCGGUUGUUGGGGAGUGCUAAUUCUUAAUUGUGUCCACACUAUUUCGUGGGAGUCAAUAUCCCACGCAGGUGAGUCGAGACUGUUGUUUAGAUAAGAGUGCUUCGCUCACACGUUACCCUCACCAGAAAAUGAACCAGAAAAUAAGCUUCCAAAGUUCUUCCAUAUGGUCUUGCCAUUUUGUUAUAUGGAUGUAGCUCUGAGAGACGGAAACAUGCAGAUCAGGGGACGUGGAGGCGGAGACCUGCGUGUCAAACUGUUCAUAGAGAGCGGCCAUUAUGAAUCCGUUCGGCACGUCAAAGGAUUAUUUUAGCACAAUAUGUCUACCAGGGAAGCAGUUCACUCUUACCAAACCAAUGUUAGCUAUGUGUUAGCAAGUUACUGCAGUCAGCUGAGGCAUCUUUCUGAUGUAACGUUAUCCACUAGAACACAAGUUACAUUCUGUCAAAAUGUUUUAGCUUCACUCACAGAAAUGUUCAUUUGGACAAAAUGCUUUAUGUGCAUGUACAGUCAAGCAUACUGAGUCUCAGGAUCCAAAAAUCUCCCAUUCUUCCUGUUGAUGCCUAAUGUCUUAUUGCCCGUGUCUUCUCUGGUUUCAGAAGCUUGUACACGUUUCGAUCUGGGUUCUUCCCUCUGUUGGUAGUGAUCCCACCACACAGCAGCUUUCAGGCAAACCAACUGAGGAACGUGACAAGAAGGCCCUGUCACAAUAUAAGGUUAAUAGGGAGCAAGAGGUUGUAUGGUUUCAGUUGGGUUGUGUGUCUGUGAACACUGCUGCUGCUCUCCUUUGUACAACCUCAUCUCAAAUCAUCCCAGAAAAUGUGUUUAUGUUUGUUGUUACAUAAAAAACAAAUCUUCUCUUUGCCUCUCUGGCCUGCUCUCUUUCCCUUCUUUUUUCUUUAAUGUUCUACUCUUCCGCCAUCCUCAUGUACUUGUUUUGUUUAACAGUAGGCUGUGUGCUGAUUAGUCAGUUGCAUUACUUGUAUGACAACAUAAGGAUAGUGAAUGAUAAGGACUUUUGUUUCAUCUACCAAUAUGCAAGACAAAUAAAUGUGUUCAUGUGACCUA